UCACCGUGGAUAUCCGAAAGUCGACUAGUUAAAUGGCCAGUGAUCAGGUGAGCCUGUAACCCGGAUGAUGGUGUCAGACUCUGGCCUCGUCGGUGGAGCUCGCUAGCGCCAGAGGUUUUAAAAAAUAAAUAAAUAAAGCGAAAGAUGAGGGCGACCCGGAGCAAACAGAGCCUCCUGCGUGUCUGCGUCCUGACCUCUUUUAUUUACCUGCUCUGUUCCACCUGCGCCGGGCACGGACUCAUGACCGGAAACAAGAUGCUGAAGCGCGGCCGCCGGAGUUACCUGAAGCAGCAGCAGCACCACCGGCCGCUGACGGACGAGCAGGAAGCGGACCAGAACCUGCAGUUCAUGUUGAGUUUGUACCGGAGCGCAGCCGAACCGGACGGCAGGCCCAGGCAGCACCGGAAGUUCGGCUCGAACACUGUUCGUCUGCUGAGGCCGACGACGUCUUCGGCGCGACACCUGCCGACGUCGAGAGACCAUCACUACAGCUUCACCGUGCAUUACGACCUCGACACGCUUCCCUCAGAGCAGCUGGUCAGAGCAUCAUUCAUCCACCUCCGCUCUUCAUCUUCUACCUCCUCAUCCUCCACGACCUCCAGCGCCCAGGCCUUCCCCGCGCCCCGCUGCAUGGCUCAGAUCACCUCGCUGGGCGAAGAGAGCCUGGUCACUCUGGAGCCCCACGAGCAGUGGACGGAGACGGAUAUCACCGCGCACGUCCAGCAGGGGAGAAGCCGCGGCACGGGGGGGCACUUGACCCUCACUGCCCAGUACUGGUGCACCGAUCCUGGGCAUGCUGACGAGGACAGCGGCCUCUCCAGGUGGUGGACUCAAAGGGGGAAAAGAUGGAGAGGUGAGCCUCACGUCGAGGUCCCGUCUCUGCUUUUAUACCUGGAGGAGGAGCGGGAGGGCAAGGACUGGAUGGAGGACUUGCUCGGGGCCGAGGGGGAAAACGUCAUGAGGCAGAUGCGUCCGUGGAAUCCUCCUCUUCGACGGCGCCGGAGCUCCAAAAACUCGUCAGAGCCGAAGGAUCCGUCUGACGCUCUGAAAAACGCCCCGUCCUCCUCCUCUUCCUCUCUCUCUUUCUCCACCUCGCCCUCCGCCUCCAUCCUCGCCGAAAUCCCCACCUACAAACGCAAAACCGGCACGCCCAAGAACCGCUGCAAGCUCCACUCGUUCCGCCUCUCCUUCGACGAGCUCGGCUGGGGUCGCUACUUCAUCGCGCCGCCAGUGUACAACCCGCGCUUCUGCAAGGGGAACUGCCCCCGGGUGCUCCACUACGGCUACCACUCGCCGCACCACGCCAUCAUCCAGACGGUCAUCAACGACCUGGGCGUCGGGGAUGUCCCGCCGCCUUCCUGCGUGCCGUACAAGUACAUGCCCAUGAGCGUGCUGGUGGUGGACAAGAAGAAGGUGGAGUACAAGGAGCUGGAGGACAUGGUGGCAGAGUCAUGCACGUGUCGCUAAAGACAUGCUAUGCACUUUGGAUUUAGACUGGGGGGGGGGGGUGUGGCGGAUUUGAAGGGUUUUUGAUCUACAGCUUGGCGGUUAACCACAAUGAGCUGCAGACUCGAAGGAGGAAACCUGGAGCACUUUAAAACGAGGCCUGUUAGGAACUACGAGUUGUGCAGAUGGAAAUGUCUAUUUACUGCUUAAAAAAAAAAAAAAAAAAAAAAUGUUGGAGUGAUUGUUGGUUAAAGCACUGUUCAGACUGUUCAAUGUUCCAGUUUGUAACCAGAAGUAUUUCAGCUGCUUGAGGGGGGGGGACUUAUCAAACUGUGAGGGGGGGAUACUUAGAAUGCCGAAAUAAACUUUGACAGUCACUUGGUGAAAAGGACGAAACAUCAGUGGUAACUUUUAAAGAAAACAUAUUUAUCUCAAAGAAAAGAGUGCUUUUUUUUCUCUCUGUAAUAAAAGUAAAUAAAAACAAAGGACACAUUUAGAAUCCAUAGACGUCCAAUUAUUAUUUUUGUUUUCUGUCUAUUCAUAUUUCUCUUGGUCACUCUUUUAAAAAGCUGAUCUGUUUUCACAUCAUGGCUGACAAACCUUUAAAAAAAAGUCGGUUUGUGGAAGAGUAAUUAUGGCACUUUUUCAGGCCUCGGAGAGAAACGAGGGGUAGAAAGAAACCAAUUUUAAUGGAAGAGGGGGUUGAGCGAUGUGGAUGCAGCUUUAAAGGCCUUGUAGCGUUAUAUUUUUUCAGCUGUGGACGGUAGAAAUGUAGAAAUAUUUAUGUAGGGAGUGGUAUCCAAAAAAAAAA
This is a messenger RNA of Labrus bergylta (ballan wrasse), 2257 nucleotides long. RefSeq names its product bone morphogenetic protein 15 (gene bmp15). The record is from RefSeq and is a predicted model, not a curated record. Gene Ontology annotation, molecular function: cytokine activity; growth factor activity. Gene Ontology annotation, cellular component: extracellular region. NCBI's taxonomy places the organism in Eukaryota, Metazoa, Chordata, Actinopteri, Labriformes, Labridae.